Molecule: messenger RNA, 8534 nt
Organism: Pantherophis guttatus
Lineage: Eukaryota; Metazoa; Chordata; Lepidosauria; Squamata; Colubridae
Gene: ALMS1
Product: ALMS1 centrosome and basal body associated protein
Biological process (GO): regulation of centriole replication
Cellular component (GO): centriole; cytosol; centrosome
Molecular function (GO): microtubule binding
Source: RefSeq, a predicted model, not a curated record
AGGGGCGCGCGGGGCUUGGGGCUCCUUCGUCUUGCAGCCCCCCCCCGGUCGUCUUUCCGACACCCCAAAACCAUGGAAGCGCCUCCUCAGGGGAGCAGCCAGGUGCCUCCGAUCGCAACGACGCCACCGCGCCCCAGAUUGAAAGAAGAGCUCCUGAGCCAAAGUAGCAGCGGGACCCAAAUCUCCAACACCAGCGGUGUGUCCUUGGGAGAAGCAAUUAGGCAGAGGUCUCUUAUGACUCAGGACCCGGAAGCCUGGUAUCGUCCUUGUGCCGAAACAGAUAUCAGCAAUCUCGUGGGUUGGAGGCUCGGCCAGACCCCAGGGGGCUGCAACACAACAGAAUUUCCCACGAUGGAGGAAGGCCUGCUCACUCCCACUGUGAAUUUUGGAAGACCUCAAGCGUCUGAAAUGACCCACUCCCCCAUCCUGGAAAUGGCGGAUAGCCAGCUGUCUCCCAACCUCCCGCUGAUGACGACAAACGCAACCCAAGGCCAGACGUUCUUCAACGAGACCGUCUUUAAGCAAGCAGGCUUGGAUUUUGCUCCCUUGAGAGCAACUCCAGAUGUUUCAGCUGCAGCCGUCCAGAGACCCUCGGCACGUUUGCAGAUCAGCGAAGCUGUGCAACUGACAGCCCGAGAGGUCGGCCCCGAAUCCUCCGGGGAGGCCUCUCUCUCCCAGCAUCCCCUGGCUUUCAACCUCACGGCUCCAAACAACACCAGCCUAGGAAGCUAUUUAUCGCAACACCCUCUGACUUUUUCAGCACCUGCGGAGCCAAAGGAUUGGCCAGCGCUUCACGCUGACCUCAGUGCCAAAACCUCGGAUCCCAAGGAGGAGAAUUCACGGGUGCCGUGUCCACCGAUGUGGCCAAACCAACCCGUGGCCACCCGGCAUCUUCCGAACGAAAAUUGGAGAGCUGCACCCAGCCAAGAUUUGUUCCUUUUGGACAACAGCCUGCCAGCUCCUCUCCUCCUUGACUUACUGGAGGAUGACAUGGGUUUACCCAAGCACGAUGGCUUCCUCUCUUCCGGAAGCUCGUCUUGUAAAAGUGGCUUGGGAAAGGAUCCGGGAGAAAACGUAAUUAACCGGCUAACGGUGAACGUGGACCUGUCGGAAAGCGCCCCCAAAUUGAUGCUAGAACAGCGCCAGUCGAAAGGCCAAACCACCCCUCCACCGGAGUCACCCCGACCACUUUCGGAUGCGGCAGGGAAGCCCUGGAGACGGGCCAGCGACCCAGAAACUUUCUCGGCAAACCUUUCUCCGGCCUUGAUGUCCUCCAGAGCUCGUAAGCUUAGUUCGAUGGAUUCUUCCAUGAUUCCCGAGAGUCCUCCGACCCCGAAUCGUCAGCACGCGGGCGAGAAAUUUCAAAGCGGGGCCGAAGAAGACCAACGAAAAUUUACGCCGGCUCCGGUCGAUAGUAAACCUCGUGCUUCGGCCUCCUUCCAGCCAAUCCCGGUGGCCGCAGACGUCGGCGAGCGGACGGAGGCCUUGAAAGCCAUCCUGGCCAGCGUGAGCAAAAACGAACUAACGCUCUCUGACGGGAGCGUAGAGAGGGAGCCCAGAAAUACUGGAAUCUCUCCUUUUGACGAGGCGUCCUUCUCUGUACACCUGGCUCACCCAAUCCAUCAUUCCACCCCCGGGUUUUGGACAACCAGAAGCUUGAACCGCGAAGGGCCCGGCCCGGCGUUGCCGUCCCGAUCAGGGCUUCAGCGUCCUCUUUCUUGCUUGCACGAAGAGAUGUCAAAGACCCCGCACGCUGAUGCGCGCAAUUCUUCGGCAGUGGAGCCUCGUGGAAACCCCUGCCCCUUUCCCACGAAAGAGAGUUUUACGUCGCACGGCACCCCAGGUUUUCAAAAUGACCAGUUCUGCAACAGUUCUGCCGUUCUGCAGCCUCUGAAAGGCCGGAUUCAGUCCAUGCCUUCUCUGAAUUUUAUGGAGAAGGUCGGAGCGUGGCACCUGAGCUAUUCGGCUGAGAAGCUGCCUGAAGUGUCAGCAGUUCCCAGUUCGGGUACACCCGUACCUGGUCCCAGUGGCGUCUCCCCCAGGCAGAAGGCCUACGAUGCGAUCGCCGAUUCCUUGAACCGCAUCCUGCUCAAGCAGCAGAGUCUAGCUGACCUCAAGGCUGCCCCUUUUUACGGGCCGAGCUCCAUGACCGAUCUUCACAGCUCCCAGAACGAGCCUCCUCCGCGCGCGUUGCCCUUUACCCGGUCGCAGUCGGAAACCUCGGUGAGCGCCCUCAGCCGAGAGAUUUCGAGGACAGAUAUAGGGAAUGAAACCAGAUCUGACGACACUCAUCGACGAGCCGACGUCCACGCCGACCCUUCGACGGCCUCUCGGAUCAAACCGACGAUUGCAGCUGAGGAAGACUCACUUUCCCGACGGUACAAAGCCCUUCCCGUCUUCAUUACAGUCUCCAGCGACGAGGAAAGUGUUAGUACGGGGAGACCUUCGGAGCCCCUCAUCAAAAGCAGAAGGGUGGCCGAGCUCCUGCGAGGAGAAACCAGCUCAUUCGAUGGGAGCAAAGAAGAAUUGGGUGGCCCCGAAGAGAAGACGAGAGAAUUGUUGGGCUGCGGGUUUCAGGCCGGUCAAAUGAGGAUGGAUUAUUUUAGAGAUCUUUCCCCGGAUCAUUUCAACCAAGGGACCGAUUCCGGAACGGACAGCUGUACGGAUGUGAGGCUGUCUUCCAGACAGUCUUCCAGAUCUUCUCCGGCUUUGAGCAAGUUGCACAGCAGUUUGGAAGAUGAACUGCAAACUUCCAAUCACAGCGAGCUCAAUAUUGAUGAGAGAAUACCGGUGUACCUCCACAACCUGGGCAUCGACCAGUCGCCUUCUUCUAUUCUGACCCCCUUUAUGCCUCGGGGACCCAUUCGAGAGAUUGAAUUCUCUCCGACUGAGCUCCGAACGUUGAAAGCCUCGUCUGACUUAUUCUGCCUGCACCUCUCGGAAGACUCCCAAUCUGCCACGCCGUCGACCUUAAACUCUUCGCUGCUCAGUGGAUCCACGCUGGCAGGAUCGGCGGUGGUCUCGGACACGUCGCAACCCGCCAAGCGUUCUCCGCCACACGCCAGAGGUCUCCUCCAGCCGAGCAGCUCUCCCUGGAAACCUCAUGCCGUCACACCGCCUCUUGCCGCCUCUGUUCCCGAGUGCCCAUCUGCUCUCGUUUCAACCGAAGAGACUCAAGUCGUCCAAGGAUCUCCCUCCAACUUAGCCGAGCAAAGAUCUACCAUACAUGUGGUGUCGCCGGAGGACAAUUUAGACCCAAACCAACUCGGCGCGAGUCGAGUAAAAUCCGGCUCUUCGUCUCAGGACAAUGAUGAAAAGCCUGCAGGCGAAGAAGUCCAAUCUUCCAGCGCGAUUCCUGGUGGAGAAAGAGAGGAUUCCUUCACAGGGUCAAACGCUCCAAAAGAGAGCCAGAAGCUUCCAGCAGAGGUAGACCUCAAACCUUCAAGCGAAAAAUUCAGAUCUCGUUUAUCCCUCUCUUCUUCCGGCUCGCUAAAACAGAUCGAUCGCAGCGAUUUAUCCGGAGGUCCCGGAUCCAUCGAGAGAAGCACGCUAGGGAUUCAAAGAGGUUGGUCAUGGGAUGAGAGCAUGGCCAAGCAGGAGAUCAGUGGUAGCUUAAAAUGGGAAGUUCUGCAAAUGGUGGACUUAUUCAACAAGGAGCCAGUGGUACCUCAAGAACUCAGGUCGGGAUCCCGGAAAGCGAACGAAGACCGUGAGAUGACCAAACCCAUCACGCGGUCAGAUCCGGAAGGUUGCACCAGGACGGCUGUGAACCAGAGUCUUCCCAUUCCAACAGGCAGCUGUCCAGACAUUCAAGCAAGCCCUUCUCCAAACCUCCAAGAGAUCCAGUCCGUCUCCGAUACGGACGACGUGGCUAAACUCUUGACAGGUUUUUCGCGCGUCGAGGAGAAAGUGAACGAAAGUCGUCCGAAAGAGAUUGGCGGCUCGCAGGAAAGCGCCAACAGCAGCAGCACCGUGGACUCUCUGGGCAUCAGAGUGAAGAAACUUCUCCAGUAUGGAUCUCCUGCGAUCCACAGAGCGCCUCGGAUGGAGGUGGCGGAGGAACGCGAUGGGUCAGGCCCGAAAGAGCCCUCCGUUUCGUCCACGGGCUCAGCAUUGGGCAGAGGGGAAGUGGGUCCCCAAGAAAGCGAUAACGGCAGCAGUAUGGACUCGUUGGCGGUACGGGUCCAAACCCUCCUGGAAGAGGAACAACCUGUGCUGCAUGCAUCUCAGAUACUCCGCAGCGUAGAGGAGGAAGAAGAAAAAGCUCGCGCCUGGGUGAAACUAAAACUGGCUACUGAACCUCAGUAUUUCAUUCCCGAAUUGACCGAAGAAGACCGGCGGAUGAUAGAACGGAUGAAGAGGGAGCAGCUUUCAUCUUCUGGACAAACGGAACAUCUGGAGAACCAGCAGUGGAGAAGCAGCGUCCAGAGACUUCCAAACUCCAACCCGGCUGCAACAGUAGAAGCGGGCUCCUUGCCAAACCCAAGAGACCACAACCUGCAAACAGCCCUUCAGAAAUAUGGUUUGCAGCUAGCCAAGUUCUCCGGGGAAAAUGCAGCACCUGCGACGGAUGGCACCUUAACAGCCGAGCCAGAGGUUAAACUCUCUCGCAGUGCCCAGAUUCCUGACUCCGGCCAACUGCAGCCACUUCCCGGUAAUGCCUUGGACUCCAAAGCCAGUUCUCACCUUCCCUUGGACACACAUCUCCAAAGCGCCUCAAAGGACCCCGCGAAAGAGGACGGGAACGUAGCAGCCCCGCUGGAGGUCUCCGAGAGCGCCACGUCCGUCGAAACUGCCAUUCAAAUCACCUCGAUCACUUUCGCCUCUCGGAGACGGUCACCUUCUCCCGCUUCCCGCGUCCCCCGGACCCUCCUUGCUGACAUUCAUUCUCGUGAUCCCAUAUCUCCGGAAAUCCGGCCUGCGAACCAGGAACGGCCGCAGUUGGAUAACUCACAGCGGCAAAGUUACCAAGCUCGCCCUUCUGUCGCCGUUGCUUCUGCUCGCACUUCCGAGGAGAAAGUUGCAUCUCCAUCUCCAAAAGUCUGUCCUCCUCCCCCCGGGUCUAUCAAGGUGGCCAGGGAUGACCCUCGCCGAGAAGAUCUGGGCCCUUCCCUGGAGGAAUCCCCGAGAAGAGAUGUCGAACCGAAGAACCUCGUUCAUGAGGACAAGCAAGCUUCGGAUCCAGCUCUCGCCGAGCAGAGGCGAUACGCAAAAACGCUGGAUGAUAUUUACACAUUCAACCCGGAAAGUUCGGCGGCGUUGCCUCCGCCAAAGACAGGCGAUGUGCGUCCCCAGAAUUGCUCGGCAGCUGAGGCCGGAAGUGCUCCGAAGCCCCUUUUUCCUGAAGGCAAAGAAAAGACGUGGAAAAGAGAAGAAUUGCCUACUUCUGAUUCCUAUUUACACAAGCCCUCGGCUUCCCUAGAUUGUAUUUCCACAGCCGUGCCAGUGUCGCCUACGUCGCCCACCAGGAAAGCCCUGUCUGGUGUCCACCUGACCCUCUCUCCAAAGCGAGUGGAAUUGGACCUUUUGGGACCGGUGGACGUUGGUCCAGAAGGGAGAGAGGUCGUGGUUCUGAAGCCAACCGCUUCCGAGGUUCCCAGUCGGUCCUUAGAAGCUACCUCCAAGCCCACAGAAUCUAAGCGAAAGUCUCCAGGAUCCUCAUACUUCCCCCGAGAGGCAUCAUCUCGAGAUGUUCCAAAGGGGGAUAAACCAGCCCUACAGCACGCUCAAGAGCCCCGGCCAAGCCGAGAUCGUGUAGCAGCAGACGCCGGGACUCUGACUUCAAGGGCAAAGGACAACUUGAAGACGACGGCUUCUUCCCAAACGGAAUGGAUGUCUUCAGAUGCCAUCACUCAAAUCACAACAGAAAGCCCUGAGAAGACCACCUAUUCUGCCGAAAUCUUUGUCACUGCUGAGAACGGGGAAGCUCCUUAUCCCAAGAGUCACAAAACCCCCAACGACACAAUGCUCGGUAUCUCCAAGAUCUCAGUUCUGGACAGACCAACCCGAGGCCGGCCAUUGGUCCUGCCCUACAAACCUCCCGGCUGCUCGGAGGUGUAUUACGUUCCCUGUGGAAAAGAAACCUUGAGAAUCUCACGUGUCCGGUCUGAGACCACUGUGGAGAGCUCCCAUUCAGGCUCCAACGAUGCCGUCCCUCCAGAUUUCCCCCCGCAGGUACUGGGUUCGAGGAAGGAUCAUCCUUCAGACACAGCAAUCGUCAAACACAAAGAGGGCAUUUAUAGUAAGAAGGCCGCCCCCAGAGUGGCCUGGAUGGAGGAGAAAGCAGCGACGGCGGUCGGUCCCAGAGGAAGCUGCAGCAGCCGGAAUUCCUUGGCAUCGCUCAAAACUUCCCAGUCUGGCUUUGAAUCUGCACAGCCUCCCCUGAAGCCGACUUUGCAAGAUGACCCAGAUUCCCCUUCCGGCAGCAAGGCUUUGGGGCAGGUUGAUGCGCCUUCCAGGGGUCCGGGCCCUUCCCCCCAAGGUUUACUGCAGCGUAAGGGAACCCUAGAAAGCAGCCCCUCACCAUCGCCCCCUCUGCAUUUGGCCCAAAGGGAAGAACGUUUUAUCCCGCUGACCGGCGAGGUCGAUUAUAGUUUUCUUGAGGAAAUAAAAUUCAAGCACGCUUCCAAACGAGACUUGCCCGAUGCCCAAAAAACCAGCUUUGGAAGAGUGAGUCAACUUCCUUCGGGAAGCCAGACGAUUAAGGAGAAGCAGGUGGCGGAUCUAACAAGGCGGCCAAGCUCCCAUCGAACCAGCACUUUAGAUGAUCUUUGGGCCAAGUAUUUGGAGCGACAGAACCACCGGCAGCAGGGGAAGCCCAUCGAAAGCAACCACAGAACCGAGCUAUCGCUGGUGGAGCGACUGGACCGCCUGGCCAGGCUCCUGCAGAACCCCCUUCGGCAUUCCCUGGCCCUUGUCCUGGAGGACCAGAAGGGCAACCAGAAGGAACCCAGGAGGAAAGUACCAAGGCUCAGCAGCCCUCGAGACAAAAAGAUGGCGGCCAGAAAGAAAGUGGCAUCGCGGCCCAGCACAGAAACAUCGGAGGAAGCCCUCGUUGGCCACAGCAGCGCCUGCCAGUCCAAAUCCAGGCGUCCGAAAACCGGACACUGCAGGGCUGUUGUACCUGGACAUAGGAACUGGGAUGGAUCCCCGACCUCCAAGGCGCCGAGCGAGACGUCUUCCGACCUGAGACCGGGGAGAGACGCCAGCGUGAUCACCGACGUGACCUCCGAGUCCGAGGGGACUCGGAUCGACACCGAAAGCGCCACGCAGACCGAGACCAGCGAGUCGGUGUCGACCAUCAACACGGCCAGGUUGAUCAGAGCUUUCGGGCAGGAGAGGGUGCAGGUGUCUCCCAAACUGUCCCAGCUCUACAGCACCAUCGACUUGCAAAAGACGCGUUCGGAGACCUGGACCAAGCGGGGCAAGAAAGCCAAGGGGGAGGGCUAUCCGAAAAUGGUUCACAUAGAACAAACAAGGAGAGAGGAUCAGCCCAGCCCGUCUUUCACAUCCUCCGACUCCGCCUCAAGCCUUGGCAGUUCCCGCGGGCCCAGCCCGGCUCUGAGCAGCAAACGGAUGUCCAAUAAGGCCGUCCAAGCAGGAGACUUUGAGAUUGUGAACAGCGCCACCAAGAAGCACACUCGCGACGUGGGCUUGACAUUCCCCACCCCGACCCAAAGCCAAGCCACGCUCCAGGGAAGGGCCGCUAGGAGCAGGACGGAGCACCGGCUGGCUCAGCACCAUGGGCUGUCGGCGGAAGACGAGGACCAGCAGACGUGGCAGCCGGGCGGCUUCCUAGAAGGGAGGAGGCCCAGAAGGAGCCGGUCGCAGUGGAUGCAAGGAGUAUCUUGGUUCGUCCCGGCAGCAGAUCUAAAACCGGAUCCCCUGGAAGAAUCCGGGGGUGGCUUCCUACCCGGUCCUGCUCUCGCGUGGUCCGAGCCCCCACCCACAAGAAAUCCCUGGCGAGAACCUCUCCGCGAGCAGAAUUGGCCGGAACGUCCCGGGGGCCUCCAGGUGCGUCUGGCAGCUCCAGCAAGAGAUGCUGAGAAUGAGCCUCCCUCACCUUUGAGUAAAAUGACCUUGCAGGAGUCUCUGGCGAUGCACCGUCCCGAUUUCAUUUCCAGCUCCGGGGAACGUCAGAAACGCCUCAAGCUGCUGGUCGAAGAAAGGAAGCUGCAGGGCGUCUUCCAGGGGGAGAGGGAGCGGUUGUUCAACCCCCCCGAUGGGAUGAGCUGUAGGAACGCGGGGGGUCUUGCGAACCGAGGGUAUCGGACGAUUCGGAGCAGAGCGAUUUCCAAGAACGAAAUGGUUGAGCGGUCCAAACGCAUCUACGAGCAGCUGCCCGAGGUGCGAAAGCGACGGGAAGAAGCCAAGAGGAAAUCGGAAUAUUCCAGCAACCGCUUGAAGGCCCAGCUGUACAAAACGAAAAUCACCAACCAUAUCUUGGGAAGAAAAGUGCCCUGGGAAUGACGCAGAAAGAAGGGAAAAAAACCCGAGCGACGGACGUCCCUGUUUAAUAAACCUUAUCGCACGAA